AUGAUGUAUAUUGAAUUUCUCGAAUUAUUAUUUUGGUUGUUUUCUCAUUCUUUAAUAUUACUUAAGCAAGAUAGAUGGAAAAUCAAAGCAUUCAAAUCUUAAAAACGAGAAAUGAAGUUUGUUUUAGAAUAAGUGUAAUCAGUUAAAUACUUUUUAGUUAUUAUUGGUCGUAAUUCUUGUGAAUUGGAUUGGUUUAGUGAACUAAUCAGUUAAAAAAUAGGAUUCACUUGAAAUAAUCUCUAAAUUAUUGGAUGAUUAAGUGAAUCCUUAAUUAUAAAUUAUUCUCAAUUUAAAGGAACUAUGUCUGCUUCCUAAAGUCUUAUUAUAAAUUUAUGAAUUAGAUAAGAAAAAUCAUAAAAGAGAGAGGUUCGAUUAAAUUUGAUUGGUAUACUUUUGCCUUAUAAAAUAAAUAACUAUUUGAGAUUCCAUUAAUUUUAUAAUUAAAAAUUAUGGAUUAAAAAUAGGAGGAGAUAACGAUUAAAGAUUUGGAUUAAGGAUAAAUUAUUUAUAAUGUUGAAUCUUCAAUUAUAAAACUCAAUAAAUCGUAACAUUGGGAUCUAUAUUGGCAGCAAUUAUUUGAGACUCAUAAAUUACUUUGCACAGCCUCAUAAGAGAAUGAUUUAGAAUAGUUACAAAUUCUAUUAUCACCAAAAUAUCCUUUACCAGUGGAUAUCAAUAUGAAAAUGGAAGAACAAUGGUCUUGUUUACAUUUUGCAGCAAUGGAAGGUCAUAUUGAAUCAUGUAGAUUAUUACUAGAACAUUAAGCUAAACCAGACAUAACAAAUGUGUUACAAAGAACUCCACUUCAUAUAGCAGCAAUCAAAGGCAAUUUGGAAAUUUGCAAAUUGCUCAUUUAAUAUGGAGCUUCUGUAAAUCUAUUCGAUUAUUAAUACAAUUCUCCAUUGCAUCUUGCAUCAUAACAUGGAAAUAAAGAAAUUGUAGAAUUUUUAUUGGAUAAUGGAGCAGAUUGCAAUGUUAGAAAUCAUUUCAAUUUUAAUGCUUAUGAUAUUAGUUUUGAUUAAUAAACAUAGGAAUUAUUUGAAAAAAGAAAUCUAUAUUAAGAUUAUUAAAAAAAGUCUUUUAGGGGAAUACAUAAUAGGAAUGAUCAUAUAAAAAAUUUAUUAAAAUUAUCAGAUCGUUAAAGCACUUAAACAAGUUAAGCAAAAGUUAGUAGAAUUGAGAUUUAGUAAGUUGGUCCUUAAGAUUUUUCAGUAUUAUGUUAAUUAGGGAAAGGAUCUUUUGGAUAAGUAUACUUAGUUUAAAAGAAAGGAAAUACUAAUUAUUAUGCUAUGAAAAUUUUGGUAAAAAAAAAAUUGUAAGCAGCUGGGAUUGUAAGAUAUAUUUAAACUGAGAGAAAAAUAUUGACAUAUGUUACCUCUCCAUUUAUAGUUAAAUUACACUAUGCUUUUUAGACAGAGAAUAAACUUUAUAUGAUAUUAGACUAUUGCCCAGGAGGAGAUUUAGAAUAAUUAAUGAUUGAAAGAGGAAAAUUACCUGAAAAAGCAGCUAAGGCUUAUGCAUGUGAAAUAUUAUUAGCUUUAGAAACAUUACAUUAGAAUUGUAUAGUCUAUAGAGACUUAAAGCCAUCUAAUGUUGUGAUAGAUAAAGAUGGUCAUGCAUUAUUGACAGAUUUUGGAUUAGCAAAGGAAUUGAAUGCACAAAGAACUACAAGUUUUUGCGGAAGUUAUGCAUAUUUAGCACCAGAAAUGUUAAAUAAGAGUGGACAUGGAUAUCCAUUAGAUUGGUAUUUAUUUGGAGUGUUUAUAUAUGAAUUGGUUUAAGGGAAACCACCAUUUUAUGAAAGAGAUAGAAAUGCUCUGUACAAAAAUAUCAAGUUUAGUGAACCAAUAAGACCAGAUAAUAUUAGUGAUGAAUUAUGGGAUCUUUUAAGAAAAUUAUUAGAGAAGAAUUAAUCAUAGAGAUUAGGUUCUAAAGAAGAUUCAGAAGAUUUAAAAAAACAUGAUUGGUUUAAAAAUGUGAAUUGGGAGUAAGUUAUUUAAAGAAAACAACCAGUUCCUAAAGCUAGUUUGAGAACAGAAAAUUGUGAUUUGGGUUUAAAAGUUACAUUCUCAGAAUAAGCUUAACAUCAUGAGAGAUCAAAUUUUAUACAUGAUUGGGAUUAUUGA
Paramecium sonneborni is the source of this 2126-nucleotide messenger RNA. The record is from the annotation of a GenBank genome assembly. NCBI's taxonomy places the organism in Eukaryota, Ciliophora, Oligohymenophorea, Peniculida, Parameciidae.